AUGGAUUGUGGCAUGUGGUGUGUGUUCAGCGAGAGACGGCGACAUGUCGAGAGACUCUGGCGACGACGUCUCCUUGUCACUUCAGAUGAGCGGAGAGCCAGGAGGAGGUUUCUUCGGUUGAUGCGUGGUUUCGAUGCAGAAGAUGUGGAGGUGAUACGAAAAGCAGUGGAAAGUGAUGGUGUCGAUUCGAAAGCAUGCGCUCCAGGACCUCCGAUGGAUGAAAGGGUGGAAGAAGAUCCUCCGGAUGAAGAUUCUGGUCUGAUACCCCAAAUCGACCGACCGAUGAGUAUGCCGUAUUUAUGUUGUAAACUUUGGAGAUGGAAAGAUUUACAAGUGGAUGCAGCCCUCCAUCGAUUAGAAGCACUUCCAUGGUGUCGAUUUGGAAGGGUCACCAUUAAUAAUGCCACGGUAUCAUGUUGUAACCCGUAUCACUAUGCAUUAUGGAUCCGUCCCGAAACAAAUGGAGGUGAUGAUGAUGGAUCUGAAGACAAGAACUCUUCUGUCCAUCAAAACAAUCAUAGAUCUUCACUUAUUGGAAACGGACACAUCACUUAUCGACAUCGAGAUCACACCCACGAUGCAGAAAUCUCAAAACUACCGAAAAUUCUGGCGGGUGAAUUACCGGAUCGACCUCCACCGUCAGUUCCAACGGCAACUCCCCCGAUACCAGAUGAUUCUCCUCCAUGUACUUCAAGGAGUUCACAGGAUCCGGAUGAUUUGAUACAUUAUCAUCAUCACGAGUCUAAUCGAUCAUGGGCAAAAAUGACGAGGUAUGAACGAAAAGAACAAAUCGGUGAUACAGUAUGGCUGCAUGGUGCAUUUGCAGCUGUUGGAGUUUUAUCAAAAUCAGUACAUGACGCCCAAUUGGAAUGUAGUCCUUGGGAUUUAAAGAACGAAGUUUCAUUUGCAUUAAUACGACAAGCAGAUCCGAUUGGUUCAACCAAUCCCGAGGAUGUUUGGUUAUAUAAUAGUGGAACACGACCGUUAUUUCUAUCAAUGACUCCAAAUGUAUCAUCAACAAAAGAUACUCUUCGAAGAUUAUCACCUGGAUACUGUAUACGAGUACAUCGAGGAGAAGUAUCUGCAUCAGCACCCGCAAGUGAACGGACUAAAGUGCGAAGGCCCAGCAAGGACCCCGCACUGGCUCAACAAAACCUGGUAAUAUCAGUUGGAAAAGGAUGGGGACCCAAUUAUUCCCGUCUCUAUCUAACCGAUAUCCCAUGCCGUUACGAAGUGUCUUUCGCCUAG
This is a messenger RNA of Caenorhabditis remanei, 1248 nucleotides long. RefSeq lists its product as uncharacterized. NCBI's taxonomy places the organism in Eukaryota, Metazoa, Nematoda, Chromadorea, Rhabditida, Rhabditidae. Gene Ontology annotation, biological process: transforming growth factor beta receptor signaling pathway; anatomical structure morphogenesis; BMP signaling pathway. Gene Ontology annotation, cellular component: heteromeric SMAD protein complex. The transcript is spliced from 9 exons. Gene Ontology annotation, molecular function: transcription regulator inhibitor activity; I-SMAD binding. The record is from RefSeq and is a predicted model, not a curated record. The coding region runs from base 1 to 1248 and encodes 415 amino acids.